UGACCGUGUUUUACAUCAAAACGGUUGGCUGUGUGAUUAGGCUACAAAAACAUAAAUUUAAGGGAAAAUCAAGCAAUUUUACGAUGGAAUUUAGACACUAUUUAACGUUAACGUUAGAUUACUCGACUGACAUAGCAUUCAACUGUAUUAUCGCUGGGUAUGUAUUAUUUAAUUCAUAAAGUAGCUUCAUUUUAAAUUUAAACUAGCGCUAUUUUUUCUUAAAUUGGAUAUUGUUUAUAUCUGUUUCUAAUAUAUUACCUCAUCUAGGUUAUAAAUAGAUCUCAUAUAUGGCUGGACGAGGAAAACUGUUGCUUGAGAGAGAUUAACGUGCAGAAGUCGUAAUCCGGAUUAGUUAACUGUCCACACUGUGCGCGCGCAUCCACUUCAACAGCGAACAAAUUAAGUGUUGUCCAACAAACAUUAGCCUACUUUUUAACUAAACUAAACCACAAUUUUAUGUGUAUGUGUAGUGAUAAAACGUAUUGAUAUUGUUUAAUUCGACAAUAAUCUUAAAUUAUAUUGUUACAUUUUGACUAUACAUUAGUUUGUCUUUUGUUACAGUUACACACUAGUCGCACCAUUUGAGAGUAAAUACAUUCUUACGACAUGAUGUUGUAGUUUAGGUCCCUCCCAUAGGAGGAACAUGCAAAACUUUUGUUUACACUUGAAACAGAAUUGUUUAUCUCUUCCACAUGGCCAGUAACAUUUCGGAGCCAGCUUGGACUAUUCUGGUCAUAUAUGAGCAAAGGAAAAAUGAGAGAUUAGUUUACAUUAAAGAGAAAUAUUGUGGAACAAAAUAGUUGCCAGUUCAAAAGUAGUUCCUGACUGUGGAUAUAUGCGAACAUCUGAAAUGGGGUUGAGAUACAUUCUGACUCUGGCUACCGGACUGCUGGAGUGUUUGUGUUUUGCUGGAAUUGUGUUUGGUUGGGCGUCUCUCAUGUUUGUAUUGAAGUCAGAUGGAUACUUCAGUGAACUGUGCGUUAAUGUUACAGGCUCUAAUGGAGAAAGCUUAGAUUGCAGUCUGCAGGAUGAGAAUUUCUCACUGGUUUUCACUAUUGCUUCCUUCAUGAAUAACUUUCUUACUCUUCCCAGUGGAUUCUUUUACGACCACUUUGGCACAAUGGCAACACGGCUUCUGGCUAUAUUUCUUUAUACCACAGGAACCUUGCUAGUGGCAUUAUCCAAUCAAGCUCUUUCUAUCCUGCUUUUCCCUGCUAUGUCCUGUAUUGCUGCGGGGGGUAUUUUAUUUUUAAUGACGAAUAUGCAGGUAGGAAACCUUUUCGGUUCUCACAGAUCAACCAUUAUAACCAUCUAUAAUGGAGCCUUUGACUCUUCAUCAGUCAUCUUUCUCAUCAUUAAGGUGCUGUACGAGAGAGGAAUCUCUCUUCGCUCCUCAUUUCUUUUUCUCUCAGCCUGUAAUAUCAUUCAUCUUCUCCGGACUACCGUUCUCAUGCCGAAGUCACACAUUCCCUAUCCAGUCCCAGAUAACUACACAUAUGGAAUGAGCUGUGCUAAAUCAAAUAGCUACAAUGUUGAAGAAUACGAAGCAGAACAAGUACAGGGUUUAGAUAGAGACAGAGGUAAAGAAGAUAAGACAAUGGAGACUGCAGGCUCACUACAGCUUACAGACAACUCUGAAAAAGCCAGCUUAAAGAGCUGUGUUUUGUCUUGGUUCUUCUUGUGGCAUCUGGUAUGGCUGUCAGUCAUGCAACUUCGUCACUAUUUCUUUAUUGGAGCUCUAAAUCCAAUGCUGAACAGACUGGCCAACCAAGACCCAGCUGUAGUCAGUGAAUACACCAAUGCGUUUGCCUUUACCCAACUCUGUGGAGUUCUUUGUGCUCCCUGGAAUGGUCUUCUAAUGGACAGACACCGCAGAAAACCCCUGAAUCCAGGCCUGUCACAACGAGAAGCAGACCUACGCUCCUCCAUUCUGUCUCUCCUCCUCACCUCCCUCCAGUGUCUCCUGUUCUCCAUCUGUGCGAGCGUUCCCCUUAUCUCUCUCCAGUACCUCACCUUCAUCCUUCAGGUCCUCAAUCGCUCUUUUCUGUACGGAGGCAAUGCUGCGUUCAUCAGUAUAGCGUUUCCUGCUCAUCAUUUUGGAAAGCUGUAUGGUCUAGUGAUGGCUCUAUCUGCUGUGGUAUCUUUGCUACAGUAUCCCUGCUUUGCCCUCAACAAAGUUCUUGGAGGGGACCCCUUCUAUGUGAACAUCAUGUUGACUGGCCUGACUCUACUGGCCUUCAUACAUCCUCUUAAUGUUUUCUUUUACUGCAGAAAGCUGGCAAAACAGAGAGAGAACAUUUCAGAGUCAUCAAUAAGAGAAACAUCAAUGUAUUAAUAUAAACGAUUUUAUUUGUCCGAUAUACUUAUGGAUAUUUAUAAAGGACUAUAUGGUAAGAAGAAAAUGCAUAGACGAAAUACCUAAAGGGGAGGUUCAAUAGUAUUUCAUGAAUUCUGCAUUACCACAGUUUAACUCUUUCCCCGCCAGCACUUUUCAUGAUUUUGACAAAAGUUUAAUAAGUCCCAGAAAAUGCUCUUCAUUAAAUAUAUAAACAUACAAUACAUUAAAGGUGACAUAGAAUGAUUGAACGGGGUAUUUAUCCUUGUUCUGUGAUGUGACAUGUAGACAAAACAUUUUUUGUUUGCUCUGUAAUGCCUCAGAAGCUUCCUAAAAACCUCUCUCAGAUAGCUCUAUUAGGGUGGGGGAUUUUAAACAAGUGGUUUUGCACCUAUUUGGCUCCCCCUACUGGCUUAACUUGCAAUCUCAUUUCUGAUUGGCUGACUUUGCUGCCACUCAAAAAAACGUAGCCAAUUAUUUUAAAGUGGAGGGGCAGUGAGAUGCCUGUGAUGUCAUAAGCAUCAGUUUUUCAGAUUGGGUCGUUUUCUGGCUGACAUUUCUAAAAGAGGAAUUACUAUGAGACUGAGAUGUUUAGCAUGUCUAGCACUUUUUGUAUGUUCGUGAAUGCGUGUAGACUACCAUUAUUCAACAAAGACAAGGUAAAAAUGGUUUUUCAUUCUCUGUCCCCUUUAAAUGAAAGAACAGACCCCUUGCUUUCAAAAAAAAGUUUCAUCCUACCUUCAUUAGUUCUCUUUUUAUCACCUCUCAAAUAUGGGUAGGUUUCUUUAAAAACACCAAAUUUUGAGCAAAAAGCUGAGAUAAUUACAUUUUUGUAAAGGAAUUUUGAUAGAGAUCAGAUGCAGAGCAAUCCUCAAAACUUAGAUGGACAUACAUCUGUUUGUCCUAGGGUGAUACUUCCGAGUUUUAUAACACCUGGUGGAUAAUAGUGGUAUUGCAGAUUGACGAGAUUACUUGUCAAGGCGGGGAAAGAGUUAAGAGUUGGUGUCCUCGUGUUAAACAUAGGCAAAGUGUCAACAAAGCAGUUGGACAUGUUACAGAGUAUUUCUGUGCCGAAUACACUUUGCCAGGGUUCAUACAAGUUUUAGAAAGUGUUUUUCGAUUACAGGCCCAGCUGACGUCUCAGGGGUUUCUAUACAUAUCAUUUAUUUUUAUGGCACUUCCCCCCGGAAAACCCCGCCCCGAUCAGAUUCUCAAGCACUUCAUGAUUAAGGCUGUUGAACUAAACAUGAACAAUGCUCAUUUGAUCGCAGAACGCAUAAAUAUCACUUCACCAUACCUUUUUCCUGAAACCUUGGCAUUGGUGUAUUCUGUCAGUAACUAUUUACCAUAUACUUUCAAUAUAUUUUUUUAAUGUUUAUUUUAGUAUCAUUUAGUAGUACUAUUAGUUAAUCUUGUUUUUAUCUUUUGUUAAUAAAUUCCAUUUUAUUA
Molecule: messenger RNA, 3784 nt
Organism: Paramisgurnus dabryanus
Lineage: Eukaryota; Metazoa; Chordata; Actinopteri; Cypriniformes; Cobitidae
Gene: slc43a3a
Product: solute carrier family 43 member 3a
Biological process (GO): transmembrane transport
Molecular function (GO): transmembrane transporter activity
Source: RefSeq, a predicted model, not a curated record